Cuscuta epithymum is the source of this 4786-nucleotide messenger RNA. The record is from the annotation of a GenBank genome assembly. NCBI's taxonomy places the organism in Eukaryota, Viridiplantae, Streptophyta, Magnoliopsida, Solanales, Convolvulaceae.
AUUUUCCUUUGAAGUAGUCAAGUACUAGUAAGUUUUACUUAUUUUACAUAUGUUUGCAUCGGAAGACUUAUCCUUUUGACCAUGGUAGUCCGCCUCUUUGACCGACGACGCCUCCACUCGACCCUCGAGAAUUAUCAGCACUGCCGUAGUUUUGCGAGCAAGUACAGCGGCAGGGUGGUUGCGGAAGCUGACAAUGGCCGCUCAUUCGCCAUCGAAGUCGACUCCCCGACCUUCCAAAUGGACGCUCGCGGCUAUGUUCUUCCCCGCCGAGACAUCAUUUGCAAGGUCUCUCAGAUUCUCCAGGCGCCUUCUUCUCCCUCGUCGGACCGCUUCCUUGACCUCUCAGAAUAUCUCGAUACCUUGUCUCUAGCUUUAACUCCCUCGGAAGCCUCAGAAGUUUUCAAGUCUCUCAAAUCUCCAGCCCUAGCUCUCAAGUUCUUCCAAUUUUGCCCCGCGAAAAUCCCUAGUUUCCGGCACGACGCCUUCACUUACAACCGCAUCAUUCUCAUCAUGUCCAAAUCAUCCCUCCCAACCCGCCUCGAUCACAUCCGAGAAAUUGUGAGUGAAAUGGAGCGGUCUCGUACACGCGGUAACAUUUCCACCGUCAAUCUUCUUGUAGGAGUUGUUGGGAGCUGCGAAGGGGAAGAUGGUGGCGAGCUGAACCGGUGGUUAGAUUUGGUCAAAAAAUGGGAGUUGAGGUUUACUUGCUAUACGUACAAGUGUCUUCUUCAAGCGUACCUGAGAUUGAGUGACUCGAAUAAGGCUUUUGGUGUUUAUCGAGAAAUAAGAACACACGGAUACAAAUUGGACAUUUUCUCAUACAAUAAACUUAUUGAUGCUCUUGCCAAGGAUGAAAAGGUAGAACAGGCAAACAUGGUCUACAAGGACAUGCAAAAGAGGCACUGCAAGCCUGAUGUGUACACCUACACAAUUCUGAUUAGAAUGAAUGGGAAAACUGGGAAACCCAAUGAAUCCCUAGUUUUAUUCCAAGAAAUGCUUUCGAAUGGCUGCUCUCCUAAUCUUAUUGCUUAUAACACAAUGAUUCAAUCACUCUCUAAGAGUCGCAUGGUUGAGAAGACCCUUUUUCUUUUCUCAAAGAUGAUUGAAAACAAUUGCAGACCAAACGAGCUUACAUACAGUUUCAUUUUACAUGCUCUAGCAGCAGAAGGCCAGCUCCAUAGACUUAAUGAAGUUGUGGAAGUCUCCAAGAGAUUUAUGAAUAAAUCAACAUACGCAUACCUUGUCAGGACACUAAAUAAAUUGGGCCAUUCCAGUGAAGCCCACAGACUUUUCUGCUCCAUGUGGAAUUUCCAUGAUAAGGGAGAUAGAGAUGCUUACCUGUCAAUGCUUGAGAGUUUAUGCACUUCUGGGAAGUUUAUUGAAGCUAUCGACCUGCUUUCUAAAAUGCAUGAAAAAGGUAUAGGCACUGACACCUUCAUGUACAAUGUAAUUUUCUCUGCUCUUGGAAAGUUAAAACAAAUUCCACAUAUUCAUGACCUUUAUGAAAAGAUGAAGCAGAGUGGGGUCCCACCAGACUUGUUUACUUAUAACAUUCUGAUAUCUAGCUUUGGUAGAGCAGGAAGAGUUGCAGAAGCUGUUGAAAUAUUCGAAGAGCUUGAAAGCAGUAACUGGAAACCUGACAUUGUCUCUUACAACUCCUUGAUAAACUGUCUUGGGAAAAAUGGUGAUGUGGAUGAAGCACAUAUGAGGUUCAUAGAGAUGCAAGAAAAGGGUAUGAAUCCAGAUGUGGUGACAUAUAGCACACUCAUUGAAUGUUUUGGAAAGACUGAGAAAGUUGAGAUGGCCUGUCAGAUGUUCGAUGCAAUGCUGGGUGAAGGAUGUUUUCCAAACAUAAUCACUUAUAAUAUCUUGCUUGACUGUCUUGAGAGAUGUGGGAGAACUGUUGAGGCGAUCGAUUUGUUUGCUAAACUUAAAGAACAGGGUUUGGUGCCUGAUUCAAUUACUUAUUCAAUUCUAGAUCGGUUGCGGAGUGGCGGGAAACAGACGGGUAGGGUUCGUAGGCAGAAUCCAGUAACGGGUUGGGUUGUUAGUCCAUUGAGGUGAUGAAAAUUGUUUUUUCAUUGGAGGGAUUUUUCCUUCACUGUGACAUUUUCAUCAGUGAUUCAUGUGGACUGUCCUUGGGGUCGCAUGUAACGGUGGUGGGCACACCAAGGUGGACUCAUUCCAAAAAGGAUUCUAGAAAUGCGGCUGGGGAGGAGACAGGGAUGGUUUCACAGUUCAUAAUGGAGUUACAAGGGUUGAAGACGGUGGAUGGGGAGGACCCACCAAGGAUACUUCAUCUUAACCCGCGUUUGAAAGGGGAUUGGAGUGGAAGGCCAGUGAUUGAGCAGAACACGUGUUACUGGAUGCAAUGGGGAGCUGCAAUGAGGUGUGAUGGAUUAAUAUCCAAGGCUGAUGAAGAGACUGGUGAGUGUUUUUUCGUCAUUUUUUUUUGUAAGAUAUAGUGACUAAUUUUGGUCUGAAACCUGCUUUUUCUUCUUCUUCUUUUUGUACUUCAGUUUUAAUGUUGAAUAUUUUAUUUUCUGGAUUUCAUUCUAAGCAUGUGUUAAUAUUGGUAAAGUUUCAUUUCAUUUGAAUAUAGAAAGAAUUCAUGGUUAAAUUACUCUGAAGUGUUUGUAGCAAUUUGAUGAAUAUAGUGAUUACAGUCUUUUUAGGUGUCAUACCUUGAAAUAUAACAAUAAAUCUCUUUCAACAUCAACAUCAACAUGAUCUGCCUAAUGAGUCUAAGCAUCAAUUGACCAGUUCACUAAAUGAGUUAACUAUUACUCCGUAUAAAUUAAUACUUCUCCUGAACAAUUUAGGUGGAAAAUUUUAUUUUCUUUUGAAGCAAUCUAUAUAAAAGGAAUAGUGUAGUGCCAUUUUGAGCGGGAAUUGUGAGAGCUCAUUGCCUUCGCCGACUAAAACAAUUAAUGCCUAGAUCGAUUAAAACAAUAGCUUUUCAGUUUUUAAGGCAAAGGAUGUCAUCCCACUGUUGCUCCAGCAGUAGUAAUUAAAUACUCCAUCAUAGUAGAGCAAAGCUGUUCAUCUUCCCAUGCUUCGGCUUCUCAAGAAUCAUUAAAUUAGCUCCAGAUGCAUGGCCUAUAUAAUCAUCAAAGCUUGCAAAAGCGGUAGAUCCAUGGUGGCAUGGUACUUAAUUUAUCACGCAUGUUUGAGUCACUGAUUUGUGAGGGCGGCGGAAGGUUUUGAUCAUAGAUGUGAUAGGUAGGGUGGCGGAGUGCUAAGGUCACAAAUAUGCAAGGGAGCAUGGAGGACGGUUUCAGUCACAUAUGGCCGGGUUUGUCAGGGUGGCGGAGGGUGUCGGUUACCACUGGGAUUUGGGAGACAGUUGACGCCUUUAGUGGUCAUAUAUGGGUUCAGAACGUUAACGGCCAACAGACGUUUUGGUCAUGGAUGUCGUUAGGAGAGCUGAGCGAGAAAGAAUCACUUGACGUUAAUGAUGGAGCUUCUCGAGUUGGUGUCGUGAAAGAUGCCCCAUAUAAUAGAAACUCUAUGGAGCUGAGAGAAUUGAGAGGGAAUCGAUGUGGAAACUACAUAACAAGCCAAGGUGGAAUACAUGCCCAUUAAUGAAUUAAUCCAAAGUCAGCUGCAGGGGGACUUCUUCUCAAUCUAUGGUUUGGUGAUUCUUUUAAUGAGUUGUUAUGAUCGGUUUAUUUCAUUAUGAACCUUUUGGGGGAUAAGCUUGUGAACAGAUAGUUAGGAUUGUAUUUAGAAUUGUUAUAACAUGUUGAUGUGAGAUUCAAGGAUUUGUGUCUACAAAUCAAGCAAUGCCUGGUGGGGAAGAUGAGUCAAUUGGCAGUUUAUUUUUUUUAUAUGAAGUACUUUUUUUUCAAGUGUCAAACCUCUAAAUAUUAUUUUGGAACUACCAAGCUACCAUGCCAAAACUCUAUAUGCUGAUUAGACCAUAUGUGCAAAAAGACUUGCUAGCAUUCCCUCACAUUUCUCUCAUUAUGCCGAGGAAAGCCUACCACUAUGAAAAACACCUGUUUGACGAAACUACCCUAAACCCAUAUCACAAAUACAAUAAGUUGCUCACUCCCAUUUGAACCUAUGAAACUCAGAAUUUGCUGCUGAAAUAUGGUGAUACGUCACUUUGAGGCAGGUGCAGUUGACUGGAUUUGAACAGCAGGUUCCAUGGCCUUUUCACAAGGCAGCCUGCUCCUUCCUAACCACACAGCCUACUUGGUUCUGAAGAAGGAAACCAUACUCGGUAUUUAAAGUCAACUGCCCUUUAAUUUAAUAAAUCAAUGUAUUUGAAAAUUGUAAUAUUGUGUUUGUAUUUAGAAAUCUUUUAAGUGGUUACCUUGAUGGUCGCAAGGGUGACUACAUGAUCUUGCCAAUGGCUCAUCGGUCUAUGGAAAGUUAACUCGAUGGAUCUUCCUGAUGAGAGUCGUCAUGGAUGUGCCGAGUGCUGGUGAAAAGAUGCAAGUACUUGGUAGAGAGGUGAUGUGCGGUGAUAUGUGUUAAUAUUUGCAUGCUCCAAGAAUGGACAUAAAUGUAUGGGUGCCACGGGUUUGUUAUGGAGCCAAAGUUUAGUGACUACAACUUUUAGUUCAAGUUUGGGAUCUUGCCUCCUGAAGUAGAGGAUGAUGAAGAGUUGAAACAGACUUAUCUGGAGCCAGCCCGGCUCUAGGAUAACACAAUUACAUCAUUUACACAUAUGUUAAGCCACAUAUAUCACAUAUUGGUGUAACUGUGUAAGCAUAUUAAUAUGCAUAUGAAUUUAAUUAAACAUCCACUAUAAAUAGAAAUGGUAUGGUUUUAUUUA